Messenger RNA from Pocillopora meandrina, 5541 nucleotides. NCBI's taxonomy places the organism in Eukaryota, Metazoa, Cnidaria, Anthozoa, Scleractinia, Pocilloporidae. The record is from the annotation of a GenBank genome assembly.
GCUAUAACUUACACUCGAAAAUACCAAAUAUGCGAACUAAAUAACCGCACCAAGGAGGCGAGACCAGAGAAUUUCCUUUCAGCACCCGCUUGGUUUUACAUUCGGCGAUCGAACAGCAGAAGUAAGAGAUCAAAUGUCUUUCUAUCUAUGCGAUUUCUAUAUCUUUUAAAUCUUCUCCAUCUUCAGCCUGGUUCUUUCUCACCUGGAAGAGCUAAGAAUAGGAAGUGAAUGUAAAACACAUCUUUACCUCAGCUCCCUUAGGUUCUAUCCGUGAAUUACCGGCGCUGUCUUGUCACGAAAUAAAGGCGAGUGAAGGUGAAGGGCUGAAUCCAACUAAGAAAGGAAAAGAAAAACUGAUUUACUGUGAUAUGGUUAACGAAGUUAGGUCCUAUAACUUUGCUUGAGUUAUUUUAUUUUGUAACGAGUUAUCAGUAUUAUGAAAUUAUUAUAAAUUAAACUAUUAUUGAUAUCAUUAUCGUAAUAUUUGGUUUGGAUCAGUUCUAGCGUGGAUGCCUCUCUCAAGUUGCUCUUACUUAGUCACUGCUUCUCUUUCAACAUUUUAGAUAUGGAUGAAUGUAAAUUUAACAUCAGUGACUCCGAUGUGAAUGCAAACUGUACCAACACAUAUGGUUCUCACAAAUGCACAUGUAAAGUGGGAUACAUCGGCGAUGGACGCUCGUGUUCAGGUAAUUUUGAAGAUGACAUUAUUGAUAUUUCGCAAUAAACUAAUUUUUGUUAAUUGUCUCAUAAUUUUAAGCAGCGUUACCCAUGCAUGUUUAUGUACAGAGUUACCAUGAUCUACAUCUGGCUUGUUUCAGAGCCGUCAGGUUGAUAAAUUAAAAUAUUUGUGCUGAAAUAUAAUUUUGCAAUAUCUAAUUCAUGUAUCAACAAAAAAGGAAACCUUUUUUUUUUUUCAUAUUAUGUAAUGAUUAAAGAAAUUAAACGACUAUGAGUCAUAAAAAUGAGUCAUAAAAGUGCAAAAUGCAUCCAUGGUUUCUCAGAUAUUGACGAGUAUAAAGGACUCACCCUUGUCAGGUGAAUGCUACCUGCACGAACACCGAAGGAUCGUAUGUUUGUACUUGUCACCCCGGAUAUACUGGAAAUGGACGGGACUGCACACGUACUUGAUGCGUUUCUUUUGUAACCAUUCCAAUUAGCAAGACUUGUUUUACCAGCAUACCUUGUAUAAAAAAGUGAUGAGUAUAGACCUGACGACAAUGGUGAUAAUGACACAAUUGUAUUAACCCUUUCAUUAUCUCAUUAGUAGUUCUCUUGACUGUCUGCCGUACAAUUCUGUUGAUGUUUGUUCUGAGAAUUUGGUAUUGAAUCAACUAAUAAUCCACAAGCUGAUAUUCUUCUUUAUUACACCCAUUUUGAAAUCACCGGCGGUCCCUGUAAUCUGAUUGGCUCUAAUUGAUGUGAGUUAUUCACGAAUCGCACCAUUUUUUGCUUUAAAUGGCAUCUUUUUCCCAGGCAAUGAGGAGGCUACACUAAAAACGAAACGACCAAUCAGAUCUCAAGGCUUGUUUAAAGUAACCGAUCAAAUUGCAGAAAAAUGAAAGACAAAGAGUAUCAACUUUUUUUGCAACUUUUGUUUCCAAAACUCUUACUUUUUCCCCCUAAAAAAUGGAUGAAUUUAAUUUCAGACCUGCUCAGUACUGCAUCAACAAAAUGUUUGAACUGACCAAGUCCAGUAUCUGAGCGAUUUUAAAAUUGAUGUAAUAAAGUGGCAAUUGAACCUCGUGUCGUCAAAAGUUUCUUUUGCAGAAAAUUGCAGUGAGAUUAAUAUCCAAUUAGAUGGCCAUCCAAUUUGCAGGGUCGAGCAUGCCAAAUCAUUAGGUUUCAUUAUUGAUGACCGACCUUCAUGGUCUAAUCACAUCAAAGAACUAUGCAGAAAGAUAUCCUCGGUAAUAGGUGCUCUGAGGCGCAUUAGGUCCCUCAUUUCUCAGUCCACUGCAGUACAAAUAUAUAACGCUUUAAUCCAACCUCAUUUCGAUUACUGUGCCCCUGUUUGGAAUGGAUUGAGUUCUUAUCUAUGUGAGAAACUACAAAAAUGCAAAACCGAGCAGCUAGGGUUAUUCUGCAAGCCAACUGUGAGGUAAACUCAAGCUUGCUUCUUGAAACUUUGAAGUGGGAUCAGCUAUCAUUAAGAAGAAGAAAGCAGAAAGCUAUAAUGAUGUUUAAAUCCCUCAACGGGUUAGCCCCAGUGUACUUGCAUGAUUUAUUCAGUGAGCAACAUACAGAAUAUGACUUGCGUAAUUAUUUCCGUAAGUUAAACUUACCCAAGCCGCGUACUGACUAUUUGAAACGUAGCUUUGGCUAUAGCGGUGCCUUAUUGUGGAAUUCUCUUCCUGAGAAUAUUAGGGCGAUUAGAUCAAUUGGGCAGUUUAAGCAGGAAAUCAACCGCGCACUUGAAACAUUCGAUUCACACUCGGCAAUCUUGUAAAUCAGUUUUUAUAGUUAUUUUAAUUUUUACAAAUGAUUGUAAUUAAAAUACUAUUAGUGUAACUGAAGAUUUUUAACCGAGUUUAAAUAAAGAUUUACUACUACUACUACUACUAAUUUUGGUCUGAAAUCAUACUUGUGAUUUCAAAUCGAACUCGUGCUGCGCGCUCAUUCGAUUUUGAAAUCAUGCAUAUGAUUUCAGCACAAAUUACACCACUCAGUUCAAUUACCAUUAUUUAUUCUCAUCACUUGUCUUUUUGAUAUUGUAUUGAUUUGGUAAAGAGAAAUUCUGUCAUUAAACAUUUAGUGGUAAAAAAUCUCAAAUGGCAAAGGGAGAUUAAAUUAAAGGCCUAAUUAAAGCCUUAUUAGUUAAUUUAUUAAUUAAAGGCUGAAAGGACAGAACAACGGAGUUGAACUUGAGGGAACCGAGGAAAAAUCUAGUGUGUGGUAAUGUGAAGUGCUUCCGUCUAGAACCACAAGACAAAAAGACUAAGCCUAAGCAUAAUGCUCGGCAACUUUUUUCCUAUUACAAUUAUUUUUUUUUAUGUUUAUGAUUUUACAGAUAUUGACGAGUGUAAAGGAAAUCACUCUUGUCACGUGAAUGCUACAUGCAAGAACAUCCUUGUAUCACAUGUACGUCAAUGUCAAGCUGGAUAUAAUGGGAAUGGACGAAACUGCACAGGUGAAAUUAAUCUCUUCGCUAUAAUAUUAAGAAUAGUUCUGCAUCAUGACACGUUCAACUACAGUGCCGCACCAUUCAGCCGCGUUGCAAGACAAUUAGACAAUUUAUCAAUGAGAAACUCGGCCAUUUUGUCCUCAUUAAAUAUAGAAGAGAGUAAUACACAGAUGCGUGUUGAUAUGGAAUUUCUCUUCGAGUGUUCAACUCGCUAUCUCAUGAGUGAGAGCAGCAAACGAGUAAGGUAUCGAGCAAGAGAAUAUAGACUUAAUUAUAAUCUCUUAGUAUCGAGUUGAACAUGAGAAGAGAAGGUCCAUAACUGCAAGCAAACAUAUAUUAUUUUGUUUAUCAUAUAAACACAAAAGGCCUUUACUGAGAAGAAAAGUCGACUUUCAUAAAGAAUACAAUUAUAGGUUCUACAAUCCGCCAGAAAAAAGUAUACCGAGGAAGGCUACCAGGGCUGAUCUUUGACAACUGAUAUCCGACUACAGUUUGGAAUGGUUUCUAGAGAGAGACUCCACUGCAAUGGAAGUUUUGGCUUAGUCUAAGGUAACAAUUAAUUUGUCACAAUGACAACUAACUUGAUGCUUUUUCGCCUCGCAAGAGUUUAAAACCUAAUGUAUAUCUCGCUCGUGUAACUACAACCGUUGCAUAAUUAUUCUUUUCUCUCCCUUUUUUUUUAGAUAUUGAUGAAUGCCAAAAAAAUACUCAUGAUUUUCACCUGAACGCUACUUGUCAAAACACAAAUGGAUCCUUUUUCUGCACCUGUUUCUUUGGAUUUAACGGAAAUGGACGGAACUGCACAGGUAAAGGUCUUUAGGUUGUAAUUGCCUCGUUGACUUUAACAAAUUUAGUUUGUUUGUGUUUGUUUUUUUGAAUUGUUUGUUUAAUUUGCACGUUCCUUCUUUAUUUGUUUGAUAAAGUAAUUACUCUUGCCUUAAUAUUUUUCACCAAUGGAAGAAAAUAAAAAUCCUUCAUCCCACUUGAAAGCAAGAUGACAAAAUGCACUCAACGUUCAAAAUAAGGAGAUUUAUAUAUGCAUCAUACUCCCAGAAGCCUUUGAUGUCUCAGAUAUUGACCAAUGUGCUAGAAAUCUUUCUUGCCAUGCGAAUGCUAACUGUACCAACACCAUUGGAUCACAUGUAUGUGCAUGCCACACUGGAUACACCGGAGAUGGACAAACUUGCUUCGGUGAUUUUAAUAAGUUUCCUUCAAUGUCCAGAAAAGUCCUUUAUGACCGGAGAAGAGCAAUUUUCAUUGCUGCUCUUUCUAUACAUACAAUCCCAGCUAUUCGAAGCGGGAAGUAAUCUGAAACGUCCUACAGAACACUCAAUUGUGGGUUGUGACGUUCUGCGCCUGAUCCCUAUCAGACAUCGACGAGUGUUCAAAACUGAAUAUCUGCGAUGAGCACGCCUCCUGCAGUAAUAACCAGGGCCCCUACAGUUGCGCCUGUAAUUCUAGAUACAAUGAGGAUGGUUUGAAUUGUAAAGGUUAGUCUUGCCUUACACAUUUUUAGAGAUGGUACUGGCUGAACUCGCUGUAAAUAAUGUUGACUGAAUAGCUAUCCUUGUUUGGCCAUGUAAAAAAACACGUUAGCUUUUAGUGCCUUUAAAUUGCCUGGAAACGUCCUUCAGCGCACCUUUAGGGAAAAAGAAACAUAGAUUUGUUUUUUUAUAUCAUAUUUGAAGACUUGUUGUGCAUUGUUUUUGUCCACCAAGAGACAAAAUAAUGAUCCCCAUUAUUUUUUAUUGAUGAUGCAUAACUGUUCUGUAAAUUGAAUUACUAUGAGGCUGUGUCUCGAAAGGAUUGAAAGCAAUCAAACAGAAUAACCAGGUUGGUUAAAUCAAUGUUGACCGCGGUUAAAAUCUUAAAAUCUUUCUUUAAAUGUUCCCUACAUAUGGUUAUUUCGAAAAAUACAAUAAGAAAGACAGGUCAUCAUGCUUGUUUGAGAGAAAUGACGGACCAGACUUACCCCAUUUAUGCUCUAUUAGCAAAUUUCCACGCGCCUCAUUUCAUGAUACAUUUUUUGGUAGCUGGAAGCAAAGGUUUUGAAAGCAAAAAUUAAAAAAAAAACUUGAAAGUUACAAAGUCUCGAAUGUAAGGAACAAGAGCACUUACAACACACCCUAUGGUGGAGAAAAAUGUGACGACGAUUUCUCAUCCAUAGUAUUCGGGAAAUGCCAACCCAGUGCGUGCCGGAUAAUAGAUGUGGUGCGAUCUUCUCAGGCUGGCUAUACGGCGGUCACCACACAUUGGCAAAUGGUGAGGUUUCCUUCAAUGUCUGCUUUACCGGAGGUCAAAAUUGUUGUAAGAAAUCAAUUAACAUACGUGUGAAAGAAUGCGGAUCCUACUUUAUAUACAACCUCCAAAAGGUACCUGGUUGUUUUCUUCGCUAUUGUGGCACAGACAGAAUGCUAUAA